AUGGAUCCUGAGAGACUGUGGCAUAACCAUGACAUUCUCUGCGAAAUCUUUGAGCACUUAUCCUUGUCCGAUGACUGGGAUGCAGAACCGCCUGAUCUGAAUUCUCUGGCAUCCUGCGCUCGUGUUUGUAGGGCAUUUCUUGACCCUGCACUAGACGGUGUGUGGCGCGAGCUCCGUUGCAUCGACUAUCUUCUGGCUGUGUUCUCUGCCUUUCGGAAAGAUCAGAGAGGCACCUAUCGCCUGGACGGAGAUGUUACUGCGGAAGAAUGGAGCCGUUAUCAUUACUACGCUCGCCGUGUUCGCAUACUUUGGUACGAUUGCGGACACAGUCUAUCUACCCUGCUUGCAGACCUGGCUAGUCAUGCUGGAGAUGUGCAACUUUUCCCUUCUCUGAAGAUUAUCAGAAUCGGCUCAAUCGACCAUCUGGAUUCAAGUUUACAGUAUUUGCUGUCUCCCACCGUGCGCUCCGUCUUCAUCGACGACUUAGAAACAUCACAUGCACAUCAUCAGGAAGACAUUAGGGGGACUUUCCUAUACCACCUCUUCCAUAAAUCACCUCUUCUGGAAGAACUGGAUUUCACACACCCAUCUCUUCCGUAUCCGAUGGCCUCCUUUAGGGAUAUAACCCUGUGCAAUUAUUUGGUCCAGUUAACGGUCGAUGUUCCAUCUGUGGACCUUGAUACACUGCGGGCUAUUUCCAAGCUUGAAAGUCUACUCGACUUCUCCAUAUCUUGCCGUAUCCUGGGUGACAGUAUUCCAGCAUGCUCUGGAUUCAGUAACCUCCACCAUCUGCAGGUGCAUGGCAAAUUACCAAACAUUAAAGCCAUUUUGGCGUGUAUUUCUCCUCCGCAUCUUCAAAAGCUUUUCGUCUCCCACAUAGCCACUUACAGGAUGCGAGAAGACUUUGCGAGCAGGUACACCGAUGUUGUGGAGGUAUUGUCCUCAAAGCAUCGCGCGUUGCGGGACAUCACAUUCCGGGGCAUUUCUCCUGCACCGAGUUCAGUCGACGAAAAAUCCGCCCUGAAUAUUUUUCGUCCACUGCUGCAGUUGCAUGACCUGCAGAACAUCAAUUUGAACUUCGACUACAGGACUCUAGGUUUAUCAGACGAGGAUUUACACUCCAUAGCGUCUGCCUGGCCGCGUCUGACGUCGUUCUCUUUGUCAUACGGCAAAAGUACCGCCGUACCGUCAUUCGACGCACUCGACCAUCUGGCCCGUUGUUGUCCUGAGUUGACGAAACUCAGACUACCUUCCCUGGACCUCAGGUCCUUUCCCAGACUGGAAGGUAUCCGCUCUACGUCCAAUUAA
Messenger RNA from Sparassis crispa, 1308 nucleotides. RefSeq lists its product as hypothetical. Gene Ontology annotation, molecular function: protein binding. NCBI's taxonomy places the organism in Eukaryota, Fungi, Basidiomycota, Agaricomycetes, Polyporales, Sparassidaceae. The transcript is spliced from 2 exons. The coding region runs from base 1 to 1308 and encodes 435 amino acids. The record is from RefSeq and is a predicted model, not a curated record.